Messenger RNA from Quercus lobata, 1752 nucleotides. RefSeq names its product endoglucanase 11-like. Gene Ontology annotation, biological process: carbohydrate metabolic process. Lineage: Eukaryota; Viridiplantae; Streptophyta; Magnoliopsida; Fagales; Fagaceae. Bases 16 to 1587 code for a protein of 523 amino acids. The transcript is spliced from 5 exons. Gene Ontology annotation, molecular function: hydrolase activity, hydrolyzing O-glycosyl compounds. The record is from RefSeq and is a predicted model, not a curated record.
GAGAGAGAGAGCAUAAUGGAGAACAAGAAGCAAGGUAUAGUUCAAAGACACUCCAACAAGUUUCUUCAACUUUGUUUUGCUCUGCUACUACUCUCCACCUUUGCCUUCUUUCCCUUGUGCCAGUCCUUUGACUAUGGCGAAGCUCUCUCCAAGGGCCUCCUCUACUUUGAAUCUCAACGUUCUGGCCACUUACCACACAACCAAAGAGUCACUUGGCGACACCAUUCUGGCCUCACUGAUGGUCUUGAACAAGAAGUGGACUUGGUGGGAGGGUACUAUGAUGCUGGUGAUAAUGUGAAAUUUGGUUUGCCUAUGGCUUUUACUAUAACAAUGUUGUCGUGGGGUGUCAUUGAAUAUGAGGGAGAGAUUGUCGGUGCCGGCGAGUUUAGUCACGCGCUGGAGGCGAUCAAGUGGGGGACUGACUAUUUCAUCAAAGCACAUACUCAACCAAAUGUGUUAUGGGCAGAGGUGGGUGACGGUGACACCGACCACUAUUGUUGGCAGCGGCCGGAGGACAUGACAACUUCACGGCAUGCUUACAAGGUUGAUGCCAACAACCCGGGGUCGGAUGUUGCAGGUGAGACAGCGGCAGCAAUGGCAGCAGCUUCAAUUGUGUUUAGGGAAACUAAUCCACAUUACUCUCACCUACUAUUACACCAUGCACAACAGUUGUUUGAGUUUGGUGACAAGUAUAGAGGAAAGUAUGAUGAAAGUAUUGGUGUAGUGAAGGGGUAUUAUGCGUCUUUUAGUGGGUACAUGGAUGAGUUAUUGUGGGCAGCUUUGUGGCUAUACAAGGCCACUGACAAUGAGGAAUAUUUGGGGUAUGUGUUAGAGAAGGCACAUUCUUUUGGUGGUAUCACUUGGACCAUGACUGAGUUUAGCUGGGAUGUCAAAUAUGUUGGCGUUCAAAUCAUUGCUUCAAUGUUGCUGAUGGAAGAAAAGCACAAGAAACACAAGCAUAUAUUGGAACAGUAUCGUUCAAAAGCCGAGCACUACGUUUGUGCUUGUCUCAACAAAAACAACGUGUCUAACGUGGAACGCACCCCAGGGGGCUUACUGUACAUCCGCCAAUGGAACAACAUGCAGUACGUUUCAUCAGCAUCGUUUCUUCUCACAAUCUACUCUGAUUACCUCCAAGCCUCAAAUCAGAAGCUCAAUUGUCACAAAGGUGAGGUGGGCCCAGAUGAAAUCUUCUCCUUUGCGAAAUCACAGGUUGAUUAUAUCUUGGGUUCUAAUCCAAUGGCCAUGAGCUACUUGGUUGGCUAUGGCCCCAAAUACCCACAAAGAGUUCACCAUAGAGGAGCAUCCACUGAAUCAUACAAAGGGAAUAAAGGUUUUAUUGGGUGCACACAGGGCUAUGAUAAUUGGUAUGGACGGAGUGGGCCCAAUCCUAAUGUUCUCAUUGGGGCCCUAGUUGGUGGGCCAGAUAGUAAGGACCAGUUUAGGGACCAAAGGUCCAAUUUCAUACAAACUGAGGCAUGCACCUAUAAUACCGCCACACUAAUUGGGGUUUUCGCUAAAUUGCAUGGUUUACAAGAAGCUGAGAAUGGUAUCUCUGUGAGUCCUGCUUUAAUUGCUUCUAGCUAAAAAAGGAUAUACAAGGAAAUAGGAGAUUUUGGGUUUCCAUUAAUUGGUUUUGGUGGCUGGGUCAAAACUCAAAAGGUCCACUAACCCAAUGUAUAAACAUUUUCAUGUAUACAAAAAAAGAAAAGAAAAAGAAAUUGUGAAUAAAAGCUAAACAGAGAUAUUUUU